This is a messenger RNA of Magnolia sinica, 1960 nucleotides long. Its product is annotated as cysteine synthase 2-like. Lineage: Eukaryota; Viridiplantae; Streptophyta; Magnoliopsida; Magnoliales; Magnoliaceae. The record is from RefSeq and is a predicted model, not a curated record. Gene Ontology annotation, cellular component: cytoplasm. The coding region runs from base 74 to 1330 and encodes 418 amino acids. Gene Ontology annotation, molecular function: cysteine synthase activity. The transcript is spliced from 6 exons.
AAAUGACCAAAAUACCUUCAACACUUAAAAUAGACGUCUGGGAAGGAGUCCCUGCGCAGAGAGUGAAGCAGCAAUGGCGCCCGUGAAAGCCAUGGGCGCGGCUGCUGCAGCAAUUUCCAUGUCUAUACUAUCCAUCUUCUUCUGCAAAUCUCUCUACAAUCUGUCAAUGAGAAAAUUCCAAAGACCCAUCUCAAAAACCAAAGCUAGAAAAGGCCUGAUUGACUCCAUCGGCAAUACCCCUUUGAUCAGAAUCAAUAGCCUUUCAGAUGCCACUGGCUGUGAAAUUCUGGCAAAAGCCGAGUUCUUGAACCCUGGAGGCAGCGUGAAAGAUAGAGUGGCAGUUAAAAUCAUAGAAGAGGCUCUGGAGUUUGGUCAUCUUGUUCGAGGUGGUGUAGUGACUGAGGGGAGUGCUGGAAGCACUGCCAUUAGCCUUGCUACGGUGGCUCCUGCUUAUGGAUGCAAAUGUCAUGUAGUUAUACCCGAUGAUGCAGCCAUUGAGAAGUCUCAAAUACUUGAAGCUCUUGGAGCUACUGUAGAAAGAGUAAGACCCGUUUCAAUUACACACAGAGAUCACUUUGUCAAUAUUGCAAGGAGAAGGGCGUCUGAGUUUACUGAAUCAGCAUCAAGACAACAAGAAGCUGAACGCUCAGUACAUGUCAACGAUCAUGCUUCGGAAAAAGGAGACCGCCCAUGCGCUAAAGAUUGUAAAGGUGGUUUCUUUGCUGAUCAGUUUGAAAACCUGGCUAACUUCCGUGCUCACUAUGAGGGCACUGGCCCCGAGAUAUGGAAACAGACUGGUGGCUACUUGCACGCUUUUGUCGCGGCUGCAGGUACGGGUGGGACCCUCGCAGGUGUUUCGCGGUUUCUUCAGGAACAAAAUCCUAAUAUCAAGUGCUUCCUGAUCGACCCACCCGGUUCGGGUCUCUUUAACAAGGUGACACGAGGGGUGAUGUAUACACGAGAGGAGGCUGAAGGUCGGAGGUUGAAGAACCCAUUCGACACAAUAACCGAAGGGAUUGGAAUCAAUAGGCUAACCAAGAAUUUCAUGAUGGCGGAAUUGGAUGGAGCUUUCAGGGGUACAGACAUGGAGGCCGUCGAAAUGUCUAGGUUUCUUUUGAGAAAUGAUGGGCUAUUCGUUGGGAGUUCUUCGGCCAUGAACUGCGUUGGAGCCGUGCGGGUUGCACAGUCGUUGGGCCCUGGGCACACCAUCGUGACAAUCCUGUGCGACAAUGGGAUGAGGCAUUUGAGUAAGUUCCACAAUCCUCAGUACUUGUCUGACCUUGGCUUGACACCCACUGCAACUGGUUUGGAGUUCUUGGGGACCGCUUGAGAUGCAGGCUGCUCAGUUGUUCGUAGGGUUCUAAAUAUCUAUCGGAACUGAGUCGACUCGGCUGAGUUUUGUUUCAGGCUAUCAGUUCCAACAAGUUGGGACCAGGAUUCAGCAAUUGAGACCAUUGAUCUGUUGGACCCUAGCAUGGAUGGACCAUGAGGCCCAAAAUUCCCCUCGACAGGCCAGUCCCAACAUUUCUAUUUGCGUCCUACUAAUUGACGAUUCAGAAGAGGACUGCAGCAGUGGUCCAUGUUCAACUGAAAAACGCCCUAGAUUGGCAGCUAGGAUCAUUUUGCAUGGUUCAUCUAGGGUGGGGCAAUAAACCAAUGGUCUGGAUUACUGAGGGCCCCAGAUGUCAGAACUGAAAACCCGAGCAUAUGCUUCAGUUUUAGGAUCCUAUAAUUCUUCGUUUGGCACACCCAGUAUCCGAUUUUGUAACAAUGAGAUCCUAGGAAAAUAGAAAUGCACCCCAACUAUCUUUAACAGGAAUUAGAUGUCAUGGAAAGGUGAUCAUUAACUUAGUUCAGCUGAUCUGACCGUACUGUUGUGUUUAGAUGCGAUAUUGAAUUGGAUUGCAAUAACUAGUCUGGUAAAGUUGAAAGCACCAAAUUACGAUUUCCUUGCGUAGCA